This is a messenger RNA of Truncatella angustata, 1467 nucleotides long. Its product is annotated as major facilitator superfamily domain-containing protein. The transcript has 6 exons. Lineage: Eukaryota; Fungi; Ascomycota; Sordariomycetes; Amphisphaeriales; Sporocadaceae. Gene Ontology annotation, biological process: transmembrane transport. Bases 1 to 1467 code for a protein of 488 amino acids. Gene Ontology annotation, cellular component: membrane. The record is from RefSeq and is a predicted model, not a curated record. Gene Ontology annotation, molecular function: transmembrane transporter activity.
AUGGAGACGGCGACUCCCCCAGAGGUUGCGGACGUGAAGCUCGAGGACCAGGAGCGCAAUGAUGCGGCCGGUCCGACGUUCGGCGUUGAUGAGAAGAAGCUUGUGGCCAAAUUAGACAGGCAUUUGAUACCCAUGGUCAUGCUUCUGUAUACCUUCAGUUUCCUGGAUCGUGUCAACAUUGGUAAUGCACGGCUUUACAACUUGUCAGAGGACCUAGGCUUGGUGGGAAACCAAUAUCAGAUUGCUGUCUCUAUCCUCUUCGUCACAUAUCUCCUAUUUGAAGUGCCGAGCAAUCUGGUACUGAAGCGCUUUACACCAUCGCGAUGGAUAGCCUUCAUUGCCACGGCGUGGGGUAUAGUCGCGACCCUUACCGGUCUGGUAAAUAGUUUUGGAUCGCUGAUAGCUUGUCGCCUGAUCCUCGGCGCGCUGGAAGCUGGGCUGUUUCCCGGGCUUAACGUCUACUUGACCUUUUUCUACACGAAACGAGAGCUGGCCCUGCGAGUGGGAUACCUCUUCGUUAGUGCGGCCAUUGCGGGAUCGCUUGGAGGUCUGCUUGCGUACGGCAUCGGCCACAUGCAGGGAAUUGCAGGCUUCAGCGGAUGGAGAUGGAUUAUGAUCAUUGAAGGGCUGCCGGCUUUCAUUCUUGGUAUUUUGACGUGGUUCUUACUGCCGAACGACCCUGAAAGUGCUUACUUCUUGAACGACAACGAGAAGAAGCUGAUGAUUGCCCGGGCGCGAAGAGGCUAUGGCGACACUGAAUCCGCUCAGCAGUUUAGUAAGAAGGACAUGAUGAAGGCAUUCAAAGAUUGGAAGGUGUGGGCCUUUUGCGCUGGACAGUUCGGAAUGGACACAAUGCUUUAUGGAUACUCGACCUUUUUGCCAACCAUUAUCAAUGGUAUUGGCAAAUGGACAUCGGCAGAGGUUCAGCUGCUAACAAUUCCUUGCUACUUCUUGGGGGCCGUUACAUAUAUGGCUGUUGCGUAUCUAUCGGAUCAUACGGGGAAGCGAGGCAUCUUCUGCGUUAUUUUCGGGUUGAUCAGUGUCGUUGGUUACGGUGUGCUUAUAUCCGAUUCUACUGCCGGGGUACAUUACUUUGGAUGCUUUUUGGUGGCAAUGGGUCUAUAUGUUGCUGUCGGUCUACCUUUGGCUUGGUUACCAAACAAUACACCACGCUAUGGCAAACGCACAACUGCAAAUGGCAUGCAGUUAACCAUAGGCAACUCUUCUGGCAUCAUGACUCCCUUCAUUUACCUCACCGCCGAAGGCCCAAGAUAUAUCAGGGGCAAUGCUGUCUCCCUGAGCAUGGUUGGCAUGGCUACUUGUAUCUAUGGUUUCAUGUUGUUCUGGUUUAGAAAGCAGAAUGCGAAGCGGGAUGCUGGGCACACUGACCCCAUCCAUGAAGGUCUAAGCGAGGAAGAGCUCACCGAGCUCGGCGAUGAAAGCCCCCACUACCGGUACACUUUCUGA